Pyricularia oryzae 70-15 is the source of this 279-nucleotide messenger RNA. RefSeq lists its product as uncharacterized. The transcript has 3 exons. The coding region runs from base 1 to 279 and encodes 92 amino acids. The record is from RefSeq and is a predicted model, not a curated record. NCBI's taxonomy places the organism in Eukaryota, Fungi, Ascomycota, Sordariomycetes, Magnaporthales, Pyriculariaceae.
AUGGCGUCGAAGACAAGAGAAAUCGGUUGUCAGGGGAGAACAAAGUAUUAUACCAAGCCGGCCGCACACAUUUCCAAGCCAUGCUUCCCUGAAGCCAAGUUUUGCUCUGGAAGAACUGAUCAUCUAUGUGAUCAUCAAUUGUCAUCAGGCAGUGAGCCGGUGGUGUGGUUGCCCAUCCUGGCUGCAUCCAAUCAAAAAGAGUCGGUAAUGGGUGCUACGGUCAGAACAUCAAUUGCGCCGUUGGCGGGCCGCGUUGCAAGCAGGAUCCACCAGAACUAG